Annulohypoxylon truncatum is the source of this 1892-nucleotide messenger RNA. Its product is annotated as NAD(P)-binding protein. Lineage: Eukaryota; Fungi; Ascomycota; Sordariomycetes; Xylariales; Hypoxylaceae. The record is from RefSeq and is a predicted model, not a curated record. The coding region runs from base 338 to 1372 and encodes 344 amino acids. The transcript is spliced from 2 exons.
UCGGAAUCUGAAUGCGACCCCAUGAUGGGUCUAUAUUUGAAAACUAGGACGUGACGGCUUCGAAGCUAUUCAAUCUACGGAUUUGCCCAUCAAAGAAUAGUUCUCGUGAUACGAGGUUAGUCCUAAUUCAGCAUACAAUAUCAACACCGUCGGCCUUCAAUGUCUUGCAUAGCCCUUCAUCCCAAAUGUGUUAAUUCUUAGGUCACAUCAAUGCUUUGUCGGUUGCUGAGUAGGUAGAUAUAAAAAAUAUAAGGAAUAUCAUCAGUCAAACUUACAACACUUCUAUCCAAAUUCCAGUGACUUCAUUCCAAUUAUUCUCUCAUCGCUGCCGUUCAAGAUGGUUUCUUCAAAGGAGCUACCGCCUUCAACCGUUCCCUUCUUUCCUAAUCAAUUCUUUAAAAAUCAAUUCCGCACCAAGCCCCAAUACCCACCCCCAAACACAAAUCUCUCCGAGAAAGUCGCUAUCAUUACUGGAGGAAACACUGGUCUUGGCUUUGAGGCCGCCACUCAACUGCUCUCAUUCAAGCUCGGUACCUUGAUACUUGCUGUGCGUUCUACCGCAAAAGGAGAGGCCGCCGCCGCAAAACUUCGGGCAAAAUACCCGAAAGCAACCAUCAAUGUCUGGAAACUUGACAUGAGCUCCUACGAUUCUAUCCAGGAAUUUGCCAGUCGCGUGAAUACUCAGCUACCUCGUCUUGACAUGGUCAUUCUCAAUGCCGGUGUGAGCAAACUCGAGUUCGGGACCGUCGCGGCUACUGGGCAUGAAGAAACGAUCCAGAUCAAUUACCUGUCGACCGCUCUACUUGCUAUCCUCCUGCUUCCCUCCCUUAAAAGUAAAUCUCCGCCUGGGACACCCGGGCGGCUUACGAUCGUCAGUGCGGCCCUUACUCUCGUCGCCAAGUUCCCAAACCGCGAUGAGAAUCCUCUUCUGCCGUCGUUCGAUAAUUCCAAGUAUUGGGAUCCAAACGACCAGUACUGCUCAUCUAAACUCCUGAUGCACCUGUUUCUCUGGAAACUCGUUGAUUACAUAUCAGCAGAUGAUGUAAUAGUGAAUCUGGCGGAUCCAGGAUUCGUCAAGGGUACUGAACUCGCACGUGAUGUCUCUGGUGGACAGCGUAUAGGGUUGUCCAUCUUUGCGUCUCUGACUGGCAGAAACAAGAAGCAUGGUGCCUCUACCUAUGUGGAUGCGGUUGUGAACAAGGGCAAGGAUUCCCACGGCGGGUUCAUCAUGAGUUGGCAGAUUCAUCCGUUCCCUACUCUAUUGUAUACGUCGGAGGGGCAACAGAUUACAGAGAGACUUUGGAAUGAGACGUUAGCCGAAUUUGAUUUCGCAAAUGCUCGUGGCAUCAUAGAGUCCAUGAAGGGAAAUUGAAUCUAAGAGGAUAUGAAUGGGACCUAGGACUGCGCGUGGUGAAGGAUACCUACCUAGUUAUUGAGUUGGUUUAUUAUUGUUCUAAAUACCUGUGAAGUUGAUCAGCAUUACGAUUUGCCUGAUUUUCUGCCCUAUGCGAUAAAUAUAAUUAUAUACAAAUAUUGAUAGGUCUAGUUGAAGCUUUAACUAAAUGAAUUAUUCUCAAUAAAUUCAGAUAUACGGAAAAGAGAAAAGGUACUAUCGUCCGUCGUCCGCCGGUCCAUCGCUACUUUGAAUCGAGCAAAAUUGUUAGUCAGCUAAUGGCUUUAGUAUAUGAAAGCCGAUAUACGCUCUUCCAAUAGGGUUCUUCGGGCCAUUCCAUUCUGGUUGCGCCCGGUCGCGGUUCGAGGUUGGAGGGUGGCGAUUCAGCUUGGCGUUUGACGAUAAAACAUAAGAUCAAGGGGAAUUUGAGUCUAGAACGCGAGCCCGCCACUAUCACCAACAGGUGGUCAGCCCCACAUCAUACCUAAUCUUUAACUCC